Acanthochromis polyacanthus (spiny chromis) is the source of this 878-nucleotide messenger RNA. RefSeq lists its product as uncharacterized. The transcript is spliced from 2 exons. The coding region runs from base 106 to 789 and encodes 227 amino acids. Gene Ontology annotation, cellular component: cytoplasm. The record is from RefSeq and is a predicted model, not a curated record. Gene Ontology annotation, molecular function: NAD+ poly-ADP-ribosyltransferase activity. Lineage: Eukaryota; Metazoa; Chordata; Actinopteri; Pomacentridae.
UAGAAACUGCUGAACAGAAACCGAAAGUUAUUGCGAUUUCAUAGAAGGAAGCAAGUGUUCACCCACGAGCUGCUGAUCUUCACCCUUCAUCUCUACUGAAUUAGGAUGUCAGUCCAGUUCUUUGGCUGGGAGGUGACCUAUGACGAUAACUCCCCUCGUCAGGAGCUGGGAGCCUCCCAGGCGCCCAAAGAUCGAGGUGUCUACACCAUGUACCAUGGCACCAGCGUUGCAAAUGCACGUCUCAUCAUUGCUAAUGGUUUCCAACAAUCCCAAAAAGGCAUGCUAGGAAAGGGCGUGUACGUUAGUCGUGACAAGAAAAAGGCAGACCGCUAUCCACUGAACAACAACCGUUCAGACCGUGUGAACCUUGAGCUGCGUGUCCGUGUUGGCCGUGUCAAGCGCAUCGACAAAGACAACCAUCCUAUGCAGUACACUUGGAGCGCACAGGGCUAUGACACUGCUUGGGUACCCCCCAACUGUGGCAUGGUGGCUGUGCCCAGCGGCCUGGAAGAGGAUUGUGUGUUUGACCCCAAAAGAGUGGAGGUUGUGGGCAUUGCAAGGGCAGACCCCAGCGUACUGACGGAGCUUCAGGAGCUUGUGGCUAAAAGACGCCUCAGUGGAGGAAACAGUGGUGCAGGCUCUUCUGGUGGUGCUGCUGUCGCCGAUGUGUGUUCACUGUGCAAACGAAAGAAGCAGCAGGGUUCUUCACACUACAGUCAGCCGUGUUGGGGCUGUGGGCAGAACAUCUGCCCUCUUCAAGUCAAGCAUGUCUGUUCAGUUCGUGUUUGACAAGUGUAAGGGGCUGAAAAACUGUAUGGCUGUGACACACCUGGAUCAAGGUUCUUCUAAACUAUACAUGGUGCAACAUGUUCAAAUAA